AUGAUUAAAUCGGUUUUAAUCUUUUUAGCUCUAAUUUUAGCUGCCAAAGCAGCCACCCCUCAGCAGUGGAAAUCCCGAAUUAUUUACCAGCUAUUAACUGAUCGUUUUUCAAGAGGUAAUGGUGACAACUCAGGGUGUGCAGAUUUAGGUAAUUAUUGUGGAGGAACUUUUAAAGGGAUUACACAAAAUCUCGACUACAUCCAAAAUAUGGGCUUUGAUGCCAUAUGGAUUUCUCCAGUCCCAGUUAACUACCAAGGUGCUUAUCACGGCUAUGCAGCGAUAGACCUAUAUGGAGUUAAUCCUCAUUUUGGGACAGAGCAAGAUCUUCAAGAUCUCGUAAAUGCUUGCCACUCAAGAGGAAUGUAUGUUAUGCUUGAUGUUGUAGCUAAUCAUGUUGGCCCUGUUUCUCCUGACUUUUCAGUGAUCAACCCCUUCAAUAAGUCUGAAUAUUAUCAUCCAUACUGCCAAAUCAACAAUUGGAAUGAUCAGCACGAAGUUGAAUGGUGCUGGCUUGGAACACUACCUGAUUUAUCCCAAGAAAAUCAAUAUGUAAGAAGUACAUUGAAGAGUUGAAUCAAUUGAAUUGUUAAUAAAUAUGGAUUUGAUGGGCUAAGAGUUGAUACAGCUGUUGAAGUUCCAAAAGACUUUUGGUAUGAAUUUCAAGCCAGUGCCGGCGUUUAUGCAGUUGGCGAAGCUUUUAAUGGAGAUAUUAAUUAUGUUUCGGGCUAUCAAGGACCUCUAGAUGCGGUUUUAAAUUAUCCUCUUUAUUUUUUAUUGAGAAACAUCUUUGCUUAUGGCGGAGAUAUGUAUCAGGCAAGAGACUUCAUGAAUAGUAUGAAGGCCUUUAAAGACCAAACAAUUCUUGGGAAUUUCUUACUCCUUCAUAAUAAAGCAAGCUUCUUUAUUAUAAAUAUUUAAGCUAAAAGGUUAAAUAAAAUUUUGAAAUAUUAAAAUAUUGUAAUUCUGGUUGAAAUACAAUUAAAUUUAAUCAUGAGAGUCAGAUAAUCACGAUAACCCAAGAUUCUUAUACCAAAACGGAAACAUCAAUAGAUUCAAAAAUGCUUUGGCUUGGAGUGUGGUGACUUUAGGCAUACCAAUUGUUUAUUAUGGAGACGAGCAAGGGUUCAAUGGAGGUUAUGAUCCUAACGAUAGAGAAAUCCUUUGGCCAUAUUUAAAGAACACCAACUCUGAUAUGUACCAAUUUGUGACCAAAAUUGUCAAAUACAGGAAGCAAAUGCAGUUGUGGAAUUAUCCUUGGGUCGAAAGAUAUGCUGAUCAUAACUUUUAUUGCUUUUCCAUGGGCAAUGCGGUGAUGGCAUUUACCAAUACGGAUAAUACCAUUCAGAGAUCAGUAACUUAUAACCCGUAUAAAGAAGGAGAUGUGAUUUGCAACAUUUUCUGGAGUGGAGACUGCGUAACCAUUACCAAUGGAGCUCUCAAUGUUGUUCUUUUGAAUGGAGAAGUUAAACUUUAUAUGCCAAAGUCUAUGAUGAUGGAGGAAAAAUAA
This is a messenger RNA of Blepharisma stoltei, 1507 nucleotides long. Lineage: Eukaryota; Ciliophora; Heterotrichea; Heterotrichida; Blepharismidae. The record is from the annotation of a GenBank genome assembly.